Molecule: messenger RNA, 2985 nt
Organism: Closterium sp. NIES-65
Lineage: Eukaryota; Viridiplantae; Streptophyta; Zygnematophyceae; Desmidiales; Closteriaceae
Source: the annotation of a GenBank genome assembly
AUGGCUCCGUUUUGGGAAUUCCGCGUUCACUCCGAGCCCAACCCGCACCCGCAGCUCGGCAGAAAACCUCGGCCCAGCGCGCUUCUCAUCCCCGAACCCGUCGACCCUCCGCCCACCCCACGCCCCCUCGCCUCCCAACUCCCGCGCCCCUCUGCGCCGCUCCCGAAAAUCCGCACCGAACCGCUGUGGCUCAAUCAGCCGCCAGUUUUCUUCUCCAGCCAUCCAAUCGCGCCCAUCGCCGAGCCCGCCGCCUCGUCGCUUCCGCCGUCUCUUGCGCCACCUCCGGCUCCGCGCCCUGCGCAGGCGCGGAAGCCGCGUCAGCGCCCGCCGCGGCAGCCGAAACUCUGGGACCUCAUUCCCGAGCUCCCCCCUGCGCCACGCCCCUACAAGGUCCCCCAACCCUCCAGCGGCGACGUCCCUUCCGCCGCGCUCGUACAUACUCACGGCCAGCCGUUUGCGCCGCCGUUCUGGCAGCCGGCCCCGCGGAAUCCUAGCCGGCAGGUGUCAAUCGGUUUCCCGACAGCGGGCGCUGGCGGCGUUAUAGAUCUGUCGACGUGGGGAUCCGCCAACACCGCUGCGCGCGGGGUAGGAACAGUUCGGAGGGGGGAAAGGCCGGGAGAAAUCCCGCAGAUUCGAGUGAAUUCCAGCGCGGGCGCGAAUCGGGAAAAGCGGGACACGCGGCAGCUUCGGAACCCCGCCGAAUCGAAAUCCGCCCAGGUCUCGCAGACUAGAGUUCCGCUGGUGUCGCAGUCGCGCGAGGGGUCGACAGCGUCGUCAGCCGCGGCGCCAAUCGCGGCGCGAGAGGCAUCCGUAGGGGGCGCCGCUGCUUCCAGCGUUCCCGUUAAGGAAUACACACUCUCCGUUGAUGCAACUUCGUUGGAUCUCGCACGGGCCAGGCAGCACCGAGACUCGUGCACCUGCUCAGUUGACUACGCCUCGCUCUGGGGUUCAUUACUCUCUGCUGCUGCAGAAGUUGCAGUGGUGGUUGGUGAUGUUGCUUCGCUCAUUGCACCUCAAUCACCCACGCCUCUAACACUAACAAGCAGUGCUGGAAAUCCUCCUCCUGCAUCUGCUAUAAGACCCACUAUUGCCGUAGUUACCCAAUACGAACAGCAGCAGGACGACAAGCUUCAAUCCAGCCAGCCUCACAAUGAGCCCGUUCUGAUUCCAAGCCACGAACACACACAGCAUGCGCAUAACCUCGCGCCCCCUAUCGGCCGCAAGCCGCGUCCCACCGUUUUGCUGAUUCCCGCAGUCCUUCCUCCGCCAGCCUCCCCUCUUCCGCUUCCGCCGGCCCAUCACCGGCGCCCCGACCAAAUACAGGCGCGCGCGCAACAGCUGCAGGGGGAGCCGCAUGCGCGCCAGGGCGGUCCGCACAGGCGCGCGCGCCAGCUCAAGAUCUGGGAUCUGCAACCCGAGCUCCCGCCGGCCCCUCAUCUGCGGCAUGACCGCGCGCUUGAGCGCGAGUUCGCGCAGCAACUCCGCAAUCUCCCGCCGGAGCUGCCGCCGGCCUCCCAACCGGACGUGGGACUGCCCGAGGCGCCGCCUAGUGACGGCGCGUGCGGCGGCGGCGCGCCCGGGCGAAGCGGCUUGUGCUCCCCGAAUGGCGGCGGGCUAUGCGGCACCGCCCAUUGCGCUCGCUGUGACUGGCUCAGUCGGCCGAAACGAUGGCCGUCGAUCGGCUUCCCCGUGCGGCGAACCGCGCAACUUGCGCAGCAGGUGGAACGGGUGGCGCAUCCUGCGCGGCGGAUCGACGAGCCUGCGCCCUUCCGCGCGGGGACCGAAGAGUUUCCGCCGCCCCCGUGCGCCUUCACCUCUACUCCCGCGGAUCUCCCUCUCGCAACGCCCCGCGCUUCCCGAGGCAUGGCCGAACCAUGGGGCGGAUCGGCGGAGCUGGUGCAGGCCUUGGGCCGCGGAGGGCUGGCGGAAUCGGGUGCGGCCCUGGGGGGGGGUUGGCGGAAGCUUCCUGCGCCUGGGUGGUACCGGCGGCGGGAUUGGGGGAUCGUGAGUGCGCGGAAUGCAAUCCGCGGAGUAUCUGUGCGCGCAUCAUCCGGAGCUGUGGCUCCGCUUCCGGUUUCCCCAACAACGCAGCGUGCUCCCCCAAUGGCGAGCCAUGCUCCUACCGACGUCCCUGCUGUGCCCGAACGGAGUGGCAACGAAUGUGCAGCAGUUGAAGCGGACCCGCGCAACAAAUCCCACCGCGCCACGUGUCUCCCCAUCAGUGGCGAAGCCAUCCAGACCCACGUGGCGUCCUUCUGGCUGAAUGUGCUGGAACAUUUGGAGUUUCUGGGGGAGGUGUCAUCUGCGUUCCUGGGGGAGACUGUACCUGGAGGACGAAACAGGCGGGAACUGGGGGAGGAGUGGAGCGGAACUCAGGCAGGAAGCAGCAUUAGCGGGCAGCCUUAUAGCCGUGAGCGUGAGCAAACCAUAGGGGCAGCAGCAGCAGCACUAGUGAUGGGGGGAAGUGAUGGUGAGAGAUUGUGCAAUGCGGUUGUGUAUGGGCAAAAGGGGGAGGCUACUGCUGCCAUGCAAGCUCGCCUACUGUCUGACCCUACCAUUCUUUCACCAGACAUGCGCUGCCGUGAUUUCAGUGGUUUCAACAUCGGCGACCUUACCAUGAGUGGCCCUGUUGGUGCCGCCUUGUGUGGCACUACUACACUUAUAAGUCUGAAAGAUCUCGCAUCUCCUCCCUUGACUUCCCUGCAGCCUCUCCCCAUGGCGUCCUCCUUCCACCUGGGGGAGGUGUUAUCUGCAGUGCCUCCUGGUCAAGGCACCACUGCUAAGAACCGCACUGAAACGGGCCGACCGUACCUGCGUGUCCGAUCCACCCUAUCAGGCCAGUUAAGCGGCAUUGACACGUGUCGCAAGGGGACUGGCCACAGCCCUGCAUCCAUUCUGGACUCACCUGUUCCUUCUGAUGACUCUGGCUGUGACUCUCGCCCUGAGCUAAUGUGGGGCCAGCCCACACUCCUACUUGGGUACUAA